Messenger RNA from Coregonus sp. 'balchen', 8806 nucleotides. NCBI's taxonomy places the organism in Eukaryota, Metazoa, Chordata, Actinopteri, Salmoniformes, Salmonidae. The record is from the annotation of a GenBank genome assembly.
AUGAGCUGCAGCUACCUCCUGUGCACCAUCCUCCUCUUCGUCGCCGUCCUCCUGGCCGUCACGGUAACCGGCACCAUCCUCUUCAUGAAUCACUACCAGGCCCCGCCCAUGUCCGACGGCCCGCCCCACAUCUCAACCAAUCCGGACGAGGCCAACGCCCUGGUGACAGUGGAGAGGGGUGACGGCUCGCGCAUCAACAUCUUCAUCGACCCCAACUGUCCCGACUACAACGGGAACUUCCUUCGCCUGGAGGGGGUGCAGACAUCGCUGCUUCACUCGCUGAGUGACCACGACACCGACCUGAAGUCGGUCAAAGGUCAGGACCGGGCGCUGCUGGUCAACCUAGCUGAGGAGGUGACCAAACUGUCGGCCCACGCUGGUCAGCUGAAGAUGGACUACGAGUCUCUGAGACGAGGCCAGGGGAGUCUGGGGCAGGACCUGAACACACUGCAGACAGAGCAGGGACGCCUCAUACAAGUAAGAUAGUAUACAGUUCAGUACAGACAGGGUUUACAGUAGUUGAUGUUUGUGUGUGUCUGAGGCUGCUUGACAAGGCUCAGACAGUGGAUGAGACAGAGUGAGUGUUGACUGACAGUCUCUCCCAUGUACCUAACACACCAAGGACAUUGAAGCCUGCUUAUCAUCACCUAAACCUGUGAGGGAGACACACGCACACACACACAAACACACUCACAAGCACACACACACAAACAUACACGCACACACACACGCAUGCACAUGCACACACACACACACACACACACACACACACACACACACACACACAAACACACACACAGUGGAGUUAAUUGGAGUCCUCCCUCUGGCCACUACAGUAACAGACCGAAACACUCGGGUUCAGCAAAGUGUAUAGAGACAGAGGCUGUGUCCCAAAUGGCACCCUAUUCCCUAUGUAGUGUACUACUUUUGACCAGAGCCAUAUGGGCCAUGGUCAAAAGUAGUACACUACAUAUGGAAUAGGAUGCCAUUUGAGAUGCACAAGAGACUGUGUGAGUGUGUUCUUGUCUAGCUAAAAAACCUAUUAACCAAUACUGGUGGGAAAUACCUGACACAUGUCUCAUAUUCUCCUAAUGAAUGCCUGAAUUUGUUUGACUGAGCUUCCUUUAGACGUUUGCACUAAGCCUACCCUCCUGUACUUCUCUCGUUCUUUUCUGUUCCCCUCUCCUUCUCAUUACUUCUUAUCUCACCCUGCCUCAUUGGUGAAACACACCGAGAAAGAAACAAAAUAAUAAAUAAUAAAGCGAGAAAUAAAUAAGAGAGAUAGGAUUCUUCCCUGAGCAGCUGCUCUAGAAGCCGGUGCUAGUUGCUAUCUAGGAACUAAAACCAAGAUAGGAGGAAAGAAGAGAAUCAUCCCGAAGCCUUUGGUGUUCUAGGGUUCUUCUGUUCCUGUGGCUGUUCAGAGCUGGAAAGGCUUUCUCGUAUAUCAAAGCCCAGGUUCAAACCAGACCAGGAACACUGAACACAGGCAACGGAUGGAGGAGGAGCGGUUGGGUGGGAGAGGGGUACAGCAAAGCCACGAUUAAAAAUAGACAUACAGGAGCGAAGGGCUUUGAGUUGUGAAUGUGUUGCUCCCAGCUAGCACUUUUAUUUUAGCAGGAAGAGGGGAUGUGAGGGGAUAUGAGAGUAGUCAUUAUAGUACUGUAUAAGGAAAACGGUAUAUCUGUGUGCCAGGCAGAAGCUAGCAGAGCUAGGAGACCCGAGGCCCUUUCUCAUUUACACUAGCUAACCCAGGAAGGGAAAAGAUCUGCAGGAACGGAACAAAUAUUAUUCUAGUGCUGCAAGUCUUCUUGGGUAUGACGCUACAAGCUUGGCACACCUGUAUUUGGGGAGUUUCUCCCAUUCUUCUCUGCAGAUCCUCUCAAGCUUUGUCAGGUUGGAUGGGGAGCGUCGCUGCACAGCUAUUUUCAGGUCUCUCCAGAGAUGUUCGAUUGGGUUCAAGUCCGGGCUCUGGCUGGGCCACUCAAGGACAUUUGACAGACUUGUCCCGAAGCCACUCCUGCAUUGUCUUGGCUGUGUGCUUAGGGUCGUUGUCCUGUUGGAAGGUGAACCUUCGCCCCAGUCUGAGGUCCUGAGCGCUCUGGAGCAUCUUUUCAUCAAGGAUCUCUCUGUACUUUCUCUGUUCAUAUUUCCUUCGAUCCUGACAAGUUCCCAGUCUCUGCCGCUGAAAAACAUCCCCACAGCAUGAUGCUGCCACCACCAUGCUUCACCGUAGGGAUGGUGCCAGGUUUCCUUCAGGCGUGACGCUUGGCAUUCAGGCCAAAUAGUUCAAUCUUGGUUUCAUCAGACCAGAGAAUCUUGUUUCUCAUGGUCUGAGAGUCCUUUAGUUGCCUUUCGGCAAACUCCAAGCAGGCUGUCAUGUGCCUUUUACUGAGGAUAGGCUUCCGUCUGGCCACUCUACCAUAAAGGCCUGAUUGGUGGAGUGCUGCAGAGAUGGUUGUCCUUCUGGAAGGUUCUCCCAUCUUCACAGAGGAACUCUGGAGCUUUGUAAGAGUGGCCAUCGGGUUCUUGGUCACCUCCCUGACCAAGGCCCUUGUCCCCCGAUUGCUCAGUUUGGCCAGGUGGCCAGCUCUAGGAAGAGUCUUGGUGGUUUCAAAUGUCUUCUAUUUAAGAAUGAGCCCACUGUGUUUUUGGGGACCUUCAAUGCUGCAGAAAUGUUUUGGUACCCUUCCCCAGAUCUGUGCCUCGGCACAAUCCUGUCUCGGAGCUCUACGAACAAUUCCUUCGACCUCAUGGCUUGGUCUUUGUUCUAACAUGCACUGUCAACUGUGGGACCUUAUAUAGACAGGUGUGUGCCUUUCCAAAUCAUGUCCAAUCAAUUGAAUUUACCACAGGUGGACUCCAAUCAAGUUGUAGCAACAUCUCAAUGAUGAUCAAUGGAAACAGGAUGCACCUGAGCUCAAUUUCGAGUGUCAUAGCAAAGGGUCUGAAUACUUAUGUAAUUUUUCUUUUUAAAAUUAAUUUCCAAACAUUUCUAAGAACCUGUUUUCGCUUUGUCAUUAUGGGGUAUUGUGUGUAGAUUGAUGAGGAAAACAUUUAAUUUAAUACUUUCCUAAUGCACUGUAGAUGAGAAUUUAGCAACAACUUGCAAGCAGUAGGUUUGCGGUGGGUUCAGAACAACAAUGACAAAAAAUGUAUACAAAGAAAUAAAUAAAAAAUAUGGGGAAAUUAUACCACCACCAAAAACGGCAUUUUGGAGAGUGGAAGGGCAAAGGGGCAUGUGGGAGAGAAACCAUAGACAAUGUAUAGAGAGAGAAAGGGAAAGAGAGAGAGAGAGCAAGAGAAAGAGCGUAAAGAGCGAGACCAAGAUUGUAGCGGCGAGCGUGUAGUGGGGGCUAAGUGAAUGUGGCGACGGGGGCGGCUUAGCAGAGCAGUGCCACGGCCCUGCAUGAUUUAUUUCCUCUCGGAGCCAAGUCUAACGCUGGUGCUGGCUGGCCGGUCAGUGGUUUAUGUGCAUACAGAUGCUGUUCCUCCCUGACACGUCAGUCUGACUGUCUGGUCUAUGGGCUGCCUGUAGCCAGGGACAAGAUAUAUGGUGACACAGAGCCGCUUGUGCCACGGUUAGUAAUAGCCAUGCAUCACAGAGAGGCCCAGGAGAAUGGUUCCACCUCGCGACACAGAAAGGAACUGUCCCAGAAUGCCCCUGAGGGAGGAGUAAGUAUCACAUUGGACAGGGAUAUGGACCAUCGCAGAGUUAGGAUGCGUGAGUCACUUUGUGUAGAUACAGUUCAACCUCAAACAAUCACUAAUUUGAUGGCCUCCAGAUAGUAUGACCUUUUAAACACACUGACUACUGAUCUCAUAUCAUCUCUGCAUAGAGAACAGUACUCACUCUGUUAAACAUACUCUCUCUCUCUGUUACACACACACACACACACACACACACACACACACACACACACACACACACACACUCUUAAGUGUAGUGUCUCAGCCCAUUGUGAAGCAGCUUUAGAAGGUUGUAAUGAGAACUAAUUAUAUUGUGAUCCAAAUUGAUAUGUCAGUCUGGGCUGCCGACAGCUCUCUCCCCCUCUACCUCACUCUAUAUACCCUUCUCUCUCUCUCUCUCUCUCUCUCUCUCUCUCUCUCUCUCUCCCUCUAGUCUCUCUCUCUCUCUCUCUCUCUCUCUCUCUCUCACUCCCUCUUCUCUCCCUCCCGGCCUCUACAUCCCUCCAUCUCUCUCGCUCCAUCUCUCUCUCCCCCUCUCCCCCCUUCUCUCUCCCUCUUUACUCUUACACACAGAACUCAUUGAAAUCAAGGGACUGAUGACUCAUCCAAUCAUUCACUCAAAAUACGCACUCUCUCUCUCUCACACACACACACAAACACACACACACACAUGGUGUAUACAAAAUCACAUACAAAACCCAAUUUUCCGGUGCUCCCUCUCUCCGCAGUGUAAAAUGGGUCAUCUCCUUGGUGUGUGUGUAGAGGCCCUGUGCCCGUGUAACGUGAUUGCAGCGGUGCCCGGUGUGUGUGUGUAUGUGUGUGUGUGCGUGUGUGUGUGUUGUGGUUAUUGAGGCCAGUUUCUCUACUCUAAUGCUGUUAACGCACCUGGCUAUAGCUGACAUAAUGGAAAGAUCACAGGAGUCUAAGCCACUUAUCUGUGGCUUUUUGCAGGGGCAGAGAUGUGUGUGUGUGUGUGCGUGUGUGUGUGUGUGUGUGUGUGUGUCUGUACCCAACACCCAGCCAUAUAGCUGCUGGCCAAGUAGGGAAAUAGCACAGGAUGACUUAGGUAAUGUGUACAGCGGUAAAGAACAGAGCAGAAAGUAAAGAGGUAAAGAGCUAGAAGGUAACAACAGAAACAGUUAGAGAGAUUUGUUGUGCUAUUCUCUCCUGAAACCUCAUUUAUCACUCCAAUGGGCUCUAGCUCUUUUCUCUAAACCAAUCAGCAGGCAGCAUGCUGGGGAUAUUGGCUUAUAUCAGAGGUACACAGGUCUGGUCCGCUGCUCCACGGUGGGGGCCAAUCUACAGCCAAUCAGUAACAUCAAGUGGAAAAACUGAAAACCAGCAGGACUGUGGUACUCCAGGGCCCUUCUUUAGUUGCAGACUUUGGCCUAUCAGUAGUUCUGCAGGGUGGAGUGUUGUUGGUUUAGACUGGACUGAACAGGGACAUAUUCACAGGGGGAACCUGAUCCUACUCUGAGAUGCUUUUUAAUACAGGCCCAGGUGGAUGAUUCUGUUGGUUUUAGCUACUGUGAUAAAGUGGUUAACUAAUGGUUAAUACUGUGUGUAUUGCAGCUGCUAUCUGAGAGCCAGAUCAACAUGGUGAAGGUGGUGAACACUGUGAGCGAUGCUCUCAGCUCCAUGCAGAAGGAGACAGGGGGACUGAAGGCUCGGGUCAAGGCUGACCUACAGAGGGCACCGGUCAGAGGGGCUCGUCUCAAAGGCUGUGCCAAUGGUAAGUCUGAUAACUGUCUGUCUGUGUCUGGCUGGCUGGCUGGUUUGCUGGCUAGCUAGGUGGCUGGCUGGCUAUGUGGCCGGCCAGCAGGCUGGCUGGCUAUAUGGCCGGCUGGCUGGCUGUCUGUCUGUCUGGCUGGCUGGCUGGCUGGCUGCCUACCUGGCUGUCUGUCUGCCAUGCAUGCAUAUGUCUAUGUGUGUGUGUCUCUGUGUCGUCAUAUGUGUUUUUCUGUCCCUGUAUACAUAAUGUAUAUCUCUCUUUCUGUGUUAUUCAAUAGUGUACUAUAUCUCUAUCUGCCAGGAACAGAGAUUAAUAUUACCUCAUGACCCUUGGUGCUAGCGUUGAAUCUAUGAGUGUAAAAUAUACAGUACAGUAUGUAAAUAUGUGAGUAGUGAUUGGUGUGUCCAUUGGGAUGUGUUGCUCGGAGUGAGAGCCUGAGAAAGCCUGACGUGUGAUCCCUGAGGGAAGCUUCAGGCGAACCUACAUCAGACCUGAGGGAAGCUUCAGACAAACCUAUAUCAGACCUGCCAGAAGCUUUAGACGAACCUACAUCAGAAGCCUUCCAGUAGAUUCUUCCUUUUGCAGCCAGCCAUGGAAUACACAACGGCUGACACUUACGCAUCACACACACGUGUGUGUGUGUGUGCGUGUGUGCCACAGACCCCAGGUUUUCAUAAAUAUUUCACACAGAUGAGGACCUGCAUAUAUAGAACUAGGAUGAUACAGUAUCCAUUUCAAUCACAGGAGGCUGCUGAGGGAAGGACGGCUCACAAUAAUGGCCAGAACGGAGCGAAUGGAAUGGCAUCAAACACAUGGAAACCAUAUGUUUGAUGUAUUGGAUACCAUUCCACUAAUUCCGCUCCAGCCAUUACCACGAGCCCAUCCUCCCCAAUUAAGGUGCUACCAUCCUCAUUUUCCACAUUUUGUUACGUUACAGCCUUAUUCUAAAAUGGAUUAAAUAAAUAAAAAAUCCUCAUCAAUCUAUACACAAUACCCCAUAAUAACAAAGCCACAGAAAUACCUUAUUUACAUAAGUAUUCAGAACUUUUGCUAUGAGAGGAUCUGCAGAGAUGAAUGGGAGAAACUCCCCAAAUACAGAUGUGCCAAGAUUGUUCCGUCAUACCCAAGAAGACUCGAGGCUGUAAUCGCUGCCAAAGGUGCUUCAACAAUGUACUGAGUAAAGGGUCUGAAUACUUAUGAAAAUGUAUUAUUUCAGUUUUUUAAAUUUGCAAACAUUUCUAAAAUCCUGUUUUUGCUUUGUCAUUAUGGGGUGUUGUGUGUAGAUUGAUGAGGGUAAAAAACAAUUCAAUCCAUUUUAGAAUAAGGCUGUAACGUAACAAAAUGUGGAAAAAGUCAAGGGGUCUGAAUACUUUCUGAAUACUUUCCGAGCCACACAUACUGUAUAUAUACACUGAACUAAAAUAUAAACGCAACAUUUUACUGAGUUACAGAUGAGACAUCUGUUGCAUUGUGUUGUGUGACAAAACUGCACAUUUUAGAGUGGCCUUUUAUCAAAUCAAAUCAAAUGUCAUUUGUCACAUACACGUGUUUAGCAGAUGUUAUUGCGGGUGUAGCUAAAUGCUUGUGCUUCUAGCUCCGACAGUGCAGUAAUAUCUAACAAGUAAUAUCUAACAAUUUCACAACAUAUACCCAAUACACACAAAUCUAAGUAAGGAAUGGAAUUAAGAAUAUUUACAUAUAUGGACGACCAAUGACAGAGCGGCAUGGACUAAGAUACAGUAGAAUAUUAUAGAAUACAGUAUAUACAUAUGAGAUGAGUAAUGCAAGAUAUGUAAACAUUAUUAAAGUGACUAGUGUUCCAUUUCUUAAAGUGGCCAGUGAUUGCUAUUUAUUGUCCCCAGCACAAGUUGCACCUGUGUAAUGAUCAUGCUGUGUAAUCAGCUUCUUCAUAUGCCACACCUGUCAUGUGGAUGGAUUAACUUGGCAAAGGAGAAAUGCUAACUAACAGGGAUGUAAACAAAUUUGUGAGAAAUAAGCUUUUUGUGCGUAUGGAAAAUUUUGGGGAUCUUUUAUUUCAGUUCAUGAAACAUGGGACCAACACUUUACAUGUUCCGUUUAUAUUUUUGUUCAGUAUAGAUUAUCUGUAGAAAAGCAAUUCUGCUACUGAAUCUGAGGUUGAUCGUCAUGACAAAUUGUGCCAUAACUCUAAACAACAAGCUCCAAAAACAACCCAAUUUUGGGAGCAAACAUUUGUCAAAUGUCUGUACACACAGGAGGGGGUGGAGGGGGGCGAGGGGCGAGAGAUUGUUAAGAGAAGAGGGAUCUCUCUAAAGUGUCUUCUCUCCAGAAGUAGUGUUUGGGCCCUGUGGCUGCUUUCUCGCUGCUUUAAAUUCUGGGGUUUGACCCACUGAAAGCUGGCAUGCAUAAUCUAUACAGGGCUCAUCAUCACAGAAUUCCCACGAGCGCAGAGAGGAACCCACACAUAUCCACACCCCUCUGUGGCACAUAUACCCAAACCUACUGAUUCCUCUGUCUCUGUCACACAAAUACUAUACCCAAACCUACUGAUUCCUCUGUCUCUGUCACACAAAUACUAUACCCAAACCUACUGAUUCCUCUGUCUCUGUCACACAAAUACUAUACCCAAACCUACUGAUUCCUCUGUCUCUGUCACCCAAAUACUAUACCCAAACCUACUGAUUCCUCUGUCUCUGUCACACAAAUACUAUACCCCAACAUACUGAUUCCUCUGUCUCUGUCACACAAAUACUAUACCCAAAUCUACUGAUUCCUCUGUCUCUGUCACACAAAUACUAUAUCCAAACCUACUGAUUCCUCUGUCUCUGUCACACAAAUACUAUACCCAAACCUACUGAUUCCUAUGUCUUUGUCACACAAAUACUAUACCCAAACCAACUGAUUCCUCUGUCUCUGUCACACAAAUACUAUACCCAAACCUACUGAUUCCUCUGUCUCUGUCACACAAAUACUAUACCCAAACCUACUGAUUCCUCUGUCUCUGUCACACAAAUACUAUACCCAAACCUACUGAUUCCUCUGUCUCUGUCACACAAAUACUAUACCCAAACCUACUGAUUCCUCUGUCUCUGUCACACAAAUACUAUACCCAAACCUACUGAUUCCUCUGUCUCUGUCACACAAAUACUAUACCCAAAUCUACUGAUUCCUCUGUCUCUGUCACACAAAUACUAUAUCCAAACCUACUGAUUCCUCUGUCUCUGUCACACAAAUACUAUACCCAAACCUACUGAUUCCUCUGUCUCUGUCACACAAAUACUAUACUCAAACCUCCUCCCCCUCUCUCUCCCUCUCCCUCUCUCUCUCUCCUCUCUCACCACCCAAGGAGUCCCCAUUAUCUCCCUUUUCCUCUCUGUCAAGGGAGGGUUAGAUAUGCCCACAGUAUGA